Messenger RNA from Melanaphis sacchari, 3092 nucleotides. RefSeq names its product E3 ubiquitin-protein ligase UHRF1-like. The transcript is spliced from 13 exons. Gene Ontology annotation, biological process: protein ubiquitination; negative regulation of gene expression via chromosomal CpG island methylation. The record is from RefSeq and is a predicted model, not a curated record. NCBI's taxonomy places the organism in Eukaryota, Metazoa, Arthropoda, Insecta, Hemiptera, Aphididae. Gene Ontology annotation, molecular function: protein binding; ubiquitin protein ligase activity. The coding region runs from base 639 to 2957 and encodes 772 amino acids.
GUAUAAUGUAUGUAUGCUGUGUCCUAGUGGUAAGCUGCAAAUUAUUUACCGCGGUAAAUAGGUGUUACAAUAUAUUAUUGUAUAUUUAUCUUUGAGUAUGUGUGUGAAAAUGUGAAAUGUGAAUGAUAAUAAUAAUUAUUAAUUAGUGAUUUCAGUACGAAAUCCGUUAAACUAUGUUGUAUUGUUAUAAUAUCGAUAAGUAUCAUGUCGCUUGUAUCAUACCUCAUCCCACCACAACAUAAACCGCUCUAGUGAUUGCCGAUUGCCGGUCGUCACUCGUCGCCUGUCGAUACCGUUUUCGGGUUUUUCGAAUAUAUUUAUAACGAGGCGGCUAAUCGUUUGCCGCAUCAGAGAUAAAAUGACAAUAACACUCACGCACUCACACGCGUCGUCAGUCGGAUCCGCAGUGCUGACAUCUAUCGCCCUUUCCGUUACGACUCGACUUCCGUUAUCCCGUUUUUGAUUGGUCGUCUCACCUUCUGCGGCAAAUUCCUAACUUCUAGUGAUUCAAGUUUUUCGCCGUCGUUAUUAACGGUUUUUAUUCAAUUGUACAAUACUACAAUAGUAAUUAUCGCCUACUGUUAUCCUACGUACUAGGUACCGACGUAUCGUUGGGUACGAAUAACAACGCCGUCGCCAUGCACGUGGUAGUAAGGAUGAUGAACACCGGCGUAUCCAUCGCAAUACCCACGUCUAGGACAACAAAGAUCAGCGACUUGAAGACACUCGUCGAGAUGAAGUUCAAUGUCAAACCGGAAAACCAACGACUGUUUUUCGCGGGCAAACAGCUUGAAAAUCAGUAUAACCUCUUUGAUUAUAGUAUUAAUAUAAACGAUGUUAUACAAUUGAUAACUAUGACAACUGUAGCUGAAACUAACUUUACUAAAAAAUCAGUGUUGGAGGUUUCUAAGAACUUAAAAGAUGAAACAUGUAUUCAAAGUUGUUCGACAGACUUCAGUUCUGUAACAAAAGAAGACAAUAUAGAUGAUAUUUCAGAGGAAAGCAAAUAUUUUAAAAUAGGAGAUUAUGUUGAUUUAAGAGAUUAUGAAUAUGGUGUGUGGUACAUGGGUAAAAUAGUGAAGAUAAAAAAAGAUAUUACUGUAAAAAAUGAACAAACUUCCUCUGAUAAUCAAGAAGAAUAUGAUGGACUAAUUUAUUUUGUAGAGGAUGCAGGAGCCCCUGGAAACCCACCCACUGAAGUUACAUUGAAAGAUAUAAGACCAUUUUCUACUGAUAAUUUGCCAUUUGAUCAAUUAAAAAUCAACGAUAAAGUUCUUAUGAAUUUUAAUACUGAACAUCCUAAAGAACGCGGCUAUUGGUAUGACGUACAAGUGAAACAGAUUACAGUUAAUAGACGAAAUCGUGAAGUCAUAGGAGAUGUAAUACUUGGAUCGAAUAAAGCAGUAUUGAACAACUGUCGAUUGAUGUUCCUAGAUGAUAUCUUAAAAAUAAAACCAUAUAAAUUAGUUGCAGAGAGGACAGAAGAAGAUGAUGCAAUGAUGCAAACAAAACCUUCUGUUGAAAGAGCUGGAGCUUUGACCUGUACUAAAUGCAAAGACAACGUUAAAAAAUCAUGUGUUCACUGUGGGUGUAGUAUUUGUGGUGGUAAGGAAAACGAGGAAAAACAAAUAUUAUGCGAUGAAUGUAAUGAAGGUUUUCAUAUAACGUGCCUUUCACCGCCCUUGACAGAAAUUCCAGAAGAUGAUGAUUGGUAUUGUCCAACUUGCAAAAAUGAUGAAAACGAAAUUGUAAAGGCAGGUGGAAAAUUAAAGUCUUCAAAAAAAAAGACAUUAGCAUCAACAUCUAAACGAGAUUGGGGAAAAGGUAUGGCAUGUGUCGGUAGAACAAAAAAAUGUAACAUUGUUCCACCAAAUCAUUUCGGUGCCAUUCCUGGUGUUGAAGUUGGCACGACUUGGUUAUUCCGCGUUCAAGUAUCUGAAAGUGGUAUUCAUCGUCCUCCAGUUGGAGGAAUACAUGGCCGUGACAAUCAAGGAGCGUUUAGUAUUGUAUUGAGUGGUGGUUAUGAAGAUGACGUUGACAAUGGUGAUGAAUUCAUGUAUACCGGUUCUGGUGGUAGAGAUCUGUCGGGUAACAAACGUACUGCUCUGCAGAGUUGUGACCAAGAAUUGACACGUUACAACAGAGCUUUGGCUCUCAACUGUAAUGCAGAAAUCAAUAAUAAGGAAGGAGCAACAGCAACGGAUUGGAAAAAAGGCAAACCAGUUAGAGUUGUCCGCAAUUAUAAACUUCAUAAACACUCAAAAUAUGCGCCUGAAGUGGGCAAUCGUUACGAUGGCCUUUACAAAGUCGUAAAGUAUUAUCCGGAAACCGGAAUAUCUGGUUUUGUUGUAUGGCGGUUUGUAUUGAAAAGAGAUGAUCCUACUCCAGCACCUUGGACAGCAAAAGGCAAAAAGCGUAUAGCUCAACUAGGCCUUGAAAUAAUUUAUCCAGAAAAUUAUAUACCUUCUACUGGACUUGACAAUACAAAAUUACCAGGAUCUAACAGAAAAAGAACUCUACAAGACACUGGCACUGAAAACAAUGAAUCGGAUGGAAAUUCAGAAGAAAAAAAAGAUGAAGGAAAUGGCCCUGAAAAGAAAGCAAAAAUGCAGUACAAACUCGAAAAAGAAGCAGAAGAAUUUAUCACGGCUGAUGCUGUCAAUAAAAAAUAUUGGGAUGAUUGUAAAGAGUUGUUAAAAUUCGGUAAAAAAGCAUUUUUGGAUAGAGUUGAAGAAACAUUCAUGUGCAUAUGUUGUCAAGAUAUUGUUUUUGAACCAAUCACAUUAGAAUGUGCUCACAAUAUUUGUAAAGGAUGUUUAAAAAGAUCAUUUGCAUCUGAGGUUUACCAAUGCCCAUCAUGUAGAGCUGAAUUGGGAAAAACUUACCAUAUGAACAUUAAUACUUUAUUGGCUAAAACACUUUUGUAUUUUUUCCCAGGCUAUAACACAGGUCGUUAAUAUUUUAUAAGCAACUUUUAUACAGCAAAUUUAGUUCAUCAAAAGAUGACUUAAAAUAUUGCUUGAUAUGAUUUCUAUUAUUUAUUUAAGCGAUAACACUUACAAUAGUUCAGUUAUUUAUUUACAUUUAUUUUG